UCUCUCUCCAUGCAUUGCUAUCGCAGCUCUGUUUAAUUGCCGUGCGUUGCUGCUUCAUAGCAGCUAGCUAACAGAUUAGCAUGGCUGACCAGGGCCUCUGCAUUGUGUUGUUAUUAGCAUAGCACAGCACUGCAGUAAUAAUAGCUGCAUUAAUAUCAGUAUCCAGUGCUGCUGGUGCACGCGCUCCAUGUCUGCUGCUGGAGAAAGUUCUGGUUCGGACUGACGGACGGGCUAGCACGGUUUGUGCCUAAUGCAUCCAUCCACAUGAGCUCCACAACCAGCAGCAGCAGUAGGUUAACCUAGGUUAGCUAUUUACAUACCAGCUGCAUCAGCCUGCGCCGCACACAAUGCACAAAGAGCCAGAGCCUCGUGAAGUCAGCUCCCCUUAUUGUGCUUUAAGACCCAAAUCUGCUCAAUCACAGCUGCUGCUGCUCACUCUGGAGUCUGGAUUUAGUUCAGAUGGGCUUUACUAGACUGUACCGUACCUCCUUCCUCCUUCAGGCUGUGAUGCAUGGAUGAGAGCGCUGCCCCUGUGUUGAAGACCCCCUUGGUGUCUGUUCCAGUGUAAGAGUCACUCUGCUCUGUGUGGGAGCCUUUACUCGUCACCAUGAGCCUCAUCCAGGACAAACUCGGCAACGAGUUCCUUCGCUCCGGCGGAGGGAUGGACGCUGGAUUCGGCCCAGGCAUGCUCAUGUUCAGCCACCUGCCCCCGGUUACCAGCUUCACCCGCCUGGCCAGCCAGACAGUCAUGGCUGAACUGCAACCACACGAGAUGAUCCUGAAGAAGGAGAGAGACUCGCCAGACUGUGGAGGAGGUGGUGGUGGCGGCGGCGGUGGUGGUGGAGGAGUAGGAGUAGGAGUGGGCUUGGUUGGAGGAGGACUGAUGGGUGGAGCUCCUGGUGGAGGCAUGAUGGGAGGUGUAGGCGACUAUGUGCACGCCAUGGGCAUUAAGCAGGAGAAGGUGUCGGAACAUGACUACAGAUUACCCAUGUACCCGGGGGGUGGGGGCGGAUCAGAUGGGAGGAGUUCUGGAGAGAUGCUGGAGAUGUCACUGGGAAACCAUCAGAACCUGCUGGUACAUGACCUCAGCCUGGGAAACCUGUCGGGGAGGCUGGGAAAAGACUCCUCGGGGAGGAAAGGUCGAAGGUCAAAUGGUGACGGACAGGAGGCCAAGGCGCGGAGGAAACGAGGAGAGUCUAAGUCUAUGAUGCUGGAUCCAGACGGAGGGAGUCUGUCUCCCAGCUCCAAACCGCACAUCUGUGACCACUGUAGCGCAGCCUUCCGCAGCUCCUACCACCUCCGCAGACACGUGCUCAUACACACGGGUGAGAGGCCUUUCAGGUGCAGUCAGUGUAAUAUGAGUUUCAUUCAGAAAUACCUCCUGCAGAGACACGAGAAGAUCCACAGUGGAGAAAAGCCUUUUAGCUGUGACCAGUGCAACAUGCGGUUUAUUCAGAAAUACCACAUGGAGAGACACAAAAGAACUCACAGUGGAGAAAAGCCAUACAAAUGUGACACCUGCCAACAGUAUUUUUCCAGGACGGAUCGGUUGUUGAAGCACAAGCGGACGUGUGGAGAUGUCACAAAGAAGGGUCUAGAUGGUGAAGAGCUGGAGCUGGGCACUGAAAGCGACGUGGGGCACGGCAGCUACGGAAUCACUCAGGGAAACACGGCCACCCCCGGCCGUAAACGGGGCAAGUCCAAAAACCCUGGUGAGGGGGGCAAACGCAAGAGGUCAACGGGGGCCAUGGGGCCUUCACAUAGUCAGGGGACGGAGGGGUACAGUCUGCUUGACUUCAGCACUGUGGAAAACCAUGGAGGGGUUUCUUUAUCGUCUUCAUCAUCGUCGUCAGCAGCGGGAGCAAUCCAGGACCCUGGGCUCAGCAUGCAUGGAGGAGAACAUGGCCGGGCCCCUAAAAUGGCCUUCAAGAAGGGCAAUAGGAAGGGCUUAGAGAAAAACGGGCAUGUUGCAGGUCAGCCCAAGCCUGGAGGCAUGGAGAUGGACAGCUUGGGCCUCCUUCAGGGUCCAGGGGCCAAAGCGGGCCCCACUAGCAGCAGCAGCAACUAUGACGACGCCAUGCAGUUCGUAAAGAAGCGACGGUACUUGCAUGCGGCUAACAAUGGAGUGGGUGGGACGGGGAGUGGCGCGUCUGAGUACGAUGUGGGUGUAACUCACCUUCACCCACAGCCAACGGUCAUUCAAGGUGUCGUUUCUGGGGUGAUGGACGGUGGAGACCCAUCUUUGGCGCUGCUUGACCCCUCCCCUCUGGUGGACAUCAAGCAUGACAAGUCGGGCAUUCCGGAUGAGGUACUGCAGAGCUUGCUAGAACAUUACGCUCACAAGCCUGACAUGACCUUCGACCUGUCUGAUCAUCAUCAUCAUCCUGUCGACCUACAGACAGGACAUGCAGACGGUUCAGAUCCCUUGGGCCAUGAGGGGGACCCUCAUAGUCCUGGUGGUGGAGACAAAACGACCAUCAUGCACGAGUAUUCUCGCUUCCUUUUGCAGGCACUAGAACGGACCAGCCACAGUGGUGGCUUCUCUCUUGGCCCAGGUCCUGGGCCUUCCCCUGGCUCUGCUGGACCUUACUCCAGUCCUGGGACACUCCUUUCGGAUAAGCAUGUGUACACCACUUCGCCUCUGGAGUACUCCUUUGUUCAAACGGUUUCUUCAUCCUCCUCUCCCUCCCUCACCUCCACUGUGCCAAAGUCCCAUUUUGGGCUCUUAGAGGGUUCCUCAUCUCCACAGGCCUUCCACCUGUCCGGUCUGGAGCCUUCAGCCCACUCUCAGUCCCAAUCCCAUCAGCAACAACAACAACAACAACAACAACAACAGCAGCAGCAGCAACAACAGCAGCAGCUUACACCGUCCCAAGAGCUCACAGAGCAGCUGGAGAAACAGCACGUCUCUCCACCUCCACCACCUCACACCCCCAACGCCAGCGCCUAUCAGAUGCAGCCGCCACCCACUGACCUCAGGGCCCAGAAAGAACCACAGGCCCAUGAAAAUGGAGCCACUAUCACCAUCACCACAACCACCACCACUGCAGGAGGUUACUCCCUGGCUGCUACUGCUGCUUCCCAGGACACGUUGGCCAGCCUGGACCCAGCCAAGGGCUCCUACCAGAUCGAGAACUUUGCGCAGGCCUUCGGGGCGCAGUUCAAAGGCGGUCGGCGGCCCCUGGCCUUCGGCACUGAUCACGGGGGCGAGGUGGAGCACCGCAUCCAGACACCGGUCUCCGAAUUCUCAGGGUAUAGCAGCCUCUUGGCUGAUGUGAGUGACUCAGUCAGUGCCGGCCCCCCCAAAACCCCGCCAAGCCAAAGCUACAACUGAAAACAGGCUGCAGAGCUUCUUGACAUGUUUUGAAACUCGUCUUUUAUUUUUUAUCAUUGUUCUCGUUGCUAUUAUUAUUGUUAUUAUUAUUGUUAUUAUUAAUUAUUAUUUUGUUCUAUUUUAUUGUUUUUUUCUUCUCGUAAUUAUCUCACUGCCAUUUAUAUUUACCAUGAACUUUUCAGAGCGGUUGGCCUGCGAGAGGCCAAAGAAAGAUGCAAUUUUUAGUGUUUGUCUCUUUCCUUUUAUUAGUUUUUGUCCUUCCUUUUUCUCUUUUAGUAGUGUUUUAGAGACUGCUCUGCUAAUCAAUAGGACAACUUUUUAAAGCAAAAAUAGAGUAGCAAUUACCUUUCCUCCCCCCUCAAUGGAUUGAUCAUGUUGUAGCAAUCAGCUUCACAAGUGUAUGAUGAUGAUAACCAUGAGAUAGCAAUGGCAGGGAGUAGCCCAGAACUGAACUAGCAAAAAAAAAGGAACAAAAAAAAAAUUAAAAAGAAAACUAAAAAAAAAAAUAAGAUUGUCUGUUACAAGGAUUAAAGUAUUACUCAGGAAAAAAAAGUGUAAAGGAGAAUUUUAUCAGAGGGGCAGCAAGAAUGCAUUGAGCUGGAAAAGAUGGACAAUUUGCAAAUACCAAGAAUCUUUUUUUGUUUGUUUGUUAAUUAUUUUGUUUGUUAAUUAUUUCGGGGGUGAUAUCUUAUUUUUGUAUUACUCUGUGAAUGAUCGAUCGCAAAGCAUAAGAUAAAACAAAAACUGCUGCCUGCUCUACUACACUGACAACACUUUCCACUUAGCUAUAUAGAGAUUAUGGUACUUUUAUCUCAAUGUGAAAUGCUCACAUUUCUCUUUCAAUAAGGGCCAUAUAUAUUUAUAAGAAUAUCUAUAUGUAAGAUACCGUAUGUAACUUUUUGCCGGGGACUGGGAGGUGAAGUGAGGUCGAGAGAGGGGGGAAAGGGAGGUGAAAGGACAGCCUCUUAUUUUUCCACUCCAUGGUUCCCUCUGUUUUUGGACUGCAGAGCCAGGGGUUGUCACUAGAGGGCACUGUGUGUAUAUGUGUGUAUAUGAUGAGUGCCUCUUGGAAUUGACCAGCUCAUAGGACUAUUUUUGUGCCUCUUUCAGGCUCUCUCUUUCCUCUCCCCCCUCUUUCUUUUCACCUUCCGUUUGCCCCGCCUCCUUUCUCUCGCAAAUGGCGAGAGUCCAGUCUAGCACUUUUGUCAAAACCUGUUUAUUUUUUUCGCCAAGAAGAAAAGACAAAACCCAUACUGAACAUCAGGACGUCAUCUCUGUAACUGACAUGCUAUUUUUAAAAGAGUCGAUGGGGAUUGGUGGAUGGGGGAGGGGAAAUGGGGUGGUUGCAGGUGCAGGUAAUCUAGAGUUAUGGGGUGGUUGAGGGGUGGGGGUAGCUUUAGUAAGGGUGGGCGAGUGUUUGUUUUAUAGGAAUAUUAAGAGGUCUUACAUUUGGAUGGCAUGGUUUAGUUCACUCAGUGAAUGGGAGGGUGGGUUUAUUUCGCCUGUGUGCGUGUUUGGGGGAAGUUUGUAUUUUAUUUUUUUAUUUUUAACUUCUCCUGGUUGUAUGUAGGACAGGUUAGAACGGGGGAGGGGUGGGAGGGAUUUUUUUUUUGUAAGUAUUGAAUCUAAGGAAACUGUGUUGAGUCUCGAGAAAUGCUGCCCCCUUUGUUGGCGUAACUGUUAGCUCUGUUUAUUUAUUUUUUUAUUUUACCUUUUUUUUUUAAUAAAUAUAUAUUACUGACAGUACGUGAAAAAUGUGCCACUCUUGGAAAUGCUGAAAUUACUGUGGGAUUCACUAGUGAAGCGAUCCAAAAAAAAAAGAAGAGAAAGAAAGCAGUACAAACAUUUCGCAGUGAAGAAAGCGUCUUUUGUGUGCAUGCAGGGGUGAAGUAUUACCUUCAACUAUGUUUUUUUAAGUCAUAAUGUUUUGUACUGUAUAAGUUAUAGAAGUAUUAUGAAUUGUUUUACUUUCUUCAAUCAAUAACUGCAUUGUCUUCCGCCACUGCUGUUGGCUGCUGUCACUCUGUCCUUAAAUUACCAUCAUUUUAUCAUCUUUUCGCGUGAAAAUGAAGGUCCCAAAACAGGUUUCUUGGAGAGAAGACAUGGACAAUUGUGUGUAUCUCCUAAUCCGAUUCUCUGAAGUUAAUUUGUGAAAACUGAGCUGUUACUUGGCUCAACAUUGGUUGGUGUAGUGGAUAACCACACUGCCCUCCUCACUAGAUUUGAGGAGUGAGUCCUUAUUAAAGACUCUUAACUAUAAAUUGGCCUACCUGUGGAACAUAGUAUGAUACGGAUGGAUAAAAAUCUUGUUUAUAUUCUGAUAAAAAUAAAAGAACCACCUUUUGAUUACUCCUCAAAUUAGUCCUAAGAACCUCCAAGACAGUCCUCAUUUUCAUAUUGCCAGUUGCUUUUGAAUAAAAUUGUGAACUUUCUCAGCAGUGAGGACCAUUUUGAAAAAGUUUCACUGUGAAGUAUUACUGUAUUUUUUGUAGAACCAUGCAUCAAAGCCAAGAACCACUGAGGAACCUUUAUUUUUACGUGUCCUUCUUUUGUCUUUUGUUUUGAUUCCUAUUGCACCCCAGUACUGGCCCUGAUGCACCUACUGAUCUUGCAUAGGGAUGGGAUGACUACAGACAGAUCAUAGGGAACAAAAACUGACCACUUUGUUUUGUAGCGGACUUGGUCACUCAUAGGGCUUGGGUACUCUGUCAACAAUAAUAAUAAUGAUGGUAAACAAUGAUGACACAGAUCGUUGAUCACUUGAAUAUGAAUCCUCAUAGCUGACCUCUUCAUACCUCAUAUCGCUGACGAGACACGAGCAGGGAUACGGGACAGAGUGAGGCGUGUAUGUAGCAGGGACUGUGUGGCUUUCUUACAGAAGAUCCUCAAAUGUUUUUUUUUUAUUUUUAUUAUUCGGUUGUUUUAUAUUUUGGUCCAGAUCUUGAAUCUUCUGUUUUAUGGGGUUUUUUUUGAAGAUGGCUUUCUAGAAAGUAUCCUCACUAGCAUUAAACUAGCUCUGAAUUAAAAAGGAUUACUCCAACCUGUUUUUACUUGAUUUACACAAACAUAAACCACAAUCUUAAAUUUUACUCAUCCUUUAUUGAUUACCACAGAUGGUUAUUUAUUUCUAUGGCAGAACCUAAAUAACUGUUACAAAGUAGUUCUAUUUUGUUUACUCUUUUUUGAAACCGUAUCCUGUUCAUUUCUUACAACAUGCUAAAAUCCAUAUCACUUUAAUUUGCACAGACAAUGAUUAGAAUUCAUUGAGUGUGACAGUUGGUAAUACUCUCUCUGGGUGAGUAGAUGGCGCCCUCUCCUCACCCCUUCUGAAUUGGAAUUGCCUAUGUGUUGGGAUUAGGGCUGGACUAAUGAUUAUUUUGGUAAAUUUAUUAUUUUUUGCAAUUAGUCAACAAUUAUUUAUGCCAUGCCCUCCAUCUCUCCUUCUUAAAGGUGCACAGGUCCUAUUUCCAGCUACCUCAAUCACUUCAAAAGGAUAAAAACAGCUGAACUAUAUGGCAAUGCCUGAAAUAUGUAGAAUAUUCAAAUAUUUCAUGGAUAAUUAUGUAGUUUGUUGCUUUGUUUGUGCACUUUAAGUGACCCAGACCGAGCCGAGCGUAAAUUGAGUGAGUGAGCAGCCAAUAUCCCUCUCCCACUGUGCUCUUGUUUCGCAGCACUUUGUGUUCACUAAAAUUUGGAGGCGUUUUUUUUUUUUUAAGCAAGGUUUAUAAUAGAUAUUGUGGAUUAUGUGUACUAAUAAUAGCAGCCCAAGUCUUGGGCAUUACAAGUUAUAGAGGAGGUUUAUUGGCUUAGUUGGGUAGGUUCAUUGGCUCAAACUGGAUAAAUAUAAAUAACUAAAUUACAGAAGAAGGAAAAACCCCUUUAACCUUUAGUGGUAGCUGAUUUAAAAGUAUUGUCAUUUUGAAGCAGUUCUGUCCGUUCUUUGACAUUUCUGAGACAGUGUCAAGAAGAACUUGGCAAAAACACAAACACUAAAACAUUUAUCAUCUGUUUUUUAAUAAAACAUUAUAGUACUAUGAUUUGUUACGUGUUUCAGUUAUAUUUUUAAGCAAGCAAAACUGGUAUGUUAUAAAAUCUGUGGUGAUCUACUGUGUGCUAAAAACGAAGCAAAGUAGCAUAAAAGGAUUCCUUUUAGACUUAAAUUAACCUUCCUUCUCUCCCUUAAACUACAUUUAGUAGUAAAUCAACUUCAACACUCAUCACUGUGAUCAUGUUCUUUUGCUUAAUAAUGUCUGAAUAACACUCCUGUAAAUUUAGAUCCACAGAGAUUUUUUUCUUGCUGUAAAACAGCAACAGUUGUAGAGAGAUCACAUCUAGCACUGCUAAUAUGGCUAGCUAGUCAUUUAAUAACAAAAUAUCAGCAUUUAUUUAAAAAAUAUUCUCUGAUAAGCAUUAAAAAGAAUCAAACAUGACUUUAGUGAUCACUGCUGAGUAGCACUGUAGGUCGUGCCUGACAGAAAGAUGCUCAAGUGUAAGCUCCAAGGGUUUACAUUGUUGUUUAUCAGCUAGCUACUGAGGCUAACCCAUUAGCUCAUUUUGGAUGCUAACUAUUGCUAACUGAAUUAGCAAAACUACAAGGCUCUAAACUGAGCAUUUAUAAGAAACUGUUUUAUGGUUAAUAAACAUCUCAACAGCAACUAACAAAAUUAGAGUUAAAAUGACAGAAAAUGGUAAAACAACAAAGUAGCAUUUAGCAAAGAUAAGCCAAUUAUCUGUGGUGAUUUUCUGUGUGCCAAAAAUACAGCAAAGUAGGAUUGUGCUGAAAAACCGUGUAUUCUUUUUUUUCUUGAAUGCUAACGAGUGCUAGCUGAAUUAGCAAGUGUACAGGCCCUAAUUAGAACACCUAGAGCAUUUAUAAGAAACUGUUUUUGGGUUAAUAAACAUGUGCUUUGUUUUAAUGCUUGCAUUCUCAGUCCAAAUUAGUGUUUUAAAUGAUAGCAAAUGGUAAAAACGACACAGUAGCAUUUAGCAAACAUUGGCCAGCAGGCUGCUUGAUGGUUGCUUCUUUAGGGUUGGAAACAGAAAUACAAUACAAUAAUAAAAAAGUUAAUUACAUGUUAUUUUCCGUUUCUGCCCAUUUGUUGUCAACUAUGUCCAGUCAAUUAAUUUAAAAUUUAAAUAGGUGAUUAUGCUAUAUGCAGCGCUAUGUUUCUUAUUAGCAGUUUAGCUAAUAAACGGUCAGGCCAUAAUUGUGGAGGAUAGGUGGUUUUAACGUUUUAAACACUUUUAUUGUAAACUAAUGAUUUUAUUUUUAUUCAUUAAAGUCAAAGUCUUGAACCACAAAUAGUUUCUUAAAUUUAAUGUUAAGUGCUUACAGACUUUUAUACUUGCACUAAAUUUUAGCUCUAAAAUGGAAAAGAGCAGCUUUGAGUGUCAUUAUUAAUACUUCUUUUCUAGAAAGUCAUCUUCAGACUAGUAAACCCCCAAAGUACCAUCAUGAUUACACAUGCAUUUGUAUUGUUACUGUUGUGCAAAAACCUUGUAUCUCAGCUUUAGCUGUUUUUGACUUUUUGACAAAAUAUGAAUCUGCCAGUUGUUUAUUUAAAUUGUCUAGUUUUGUUAUUGUAGUUGUAAAUGCCCCAAAAUGACUCAAAAUAGUCUUUUGACGUUGCAGUGUAUUGAAAUUUAUAAAUGCUUUUUCCUUCUUGUAAAUUUGCCAUUUUCUGAAGAGAAGGAAAAACAUUUUUACAUUAACUUUCGUUGGAAGUUAUUACCUCCUUCAAAUAGAUUUGUAACUUUUUUUAUUGAUUGAUUCAUUAUGAAUUAAUUCGAAUUGCAUCAAAAAGUCAUCACAUGCAAAAGUUGAAGUACAAGUUUUUUUGUGUGGCUAAAUUAUUAAUGAAAUAAUGUAUUUUUAUUGUUUACAAUGUUCAACAACACUAAGUUUCUCUCUCCCUUGUUGGAUUAGCUUUUUUCCUUUCCCCCCCCCCCCACUAUUUUCUGCCCCCUUUAUUUGUCACCACACCAAAUUUGUAGCUGAUGUUCUUUUUUCUUUUCACUUGUAUUAUUAUUAUUAAUUAUUAUUAUUAUUUUAUUACAGAUUCUCGUGAUCUGACUGACAGGGCUGUACCUGUCCAUUUGAAUUUAUUAUUGAUUAGGACAAACAAUAAAAAAUGCUGUUAUUAAA
Molecule: messenger RNA, 9479 nt
Organism: Astyanax mexicanus (Mexican tetra)
Lineage: Eukaryota; Metazoa; Chordata; Actinopteri; Characiformes; Acestrorhamphidae
Gene: znf281a
Product: zinc finger protein 281a
Exons: 7
Coding region: 608-3334 (908 amino acids)
Biological process (GO): regulation of transcription by RNA polymerase II
Cellular component (GO): nucleus
Molecular function (GO): DNA-binding transcription factor activity, RNA polymerase II-specific; RNA polymerase II cis-regulatory region sequence-specific DNA binding
Source: RefSeq, a predicted model, not a curated record